This is a messenger RNA of Dacryopinax primogenitus, 1305 nucleotides long. RefSeq lists its product as uncharacterized. NCBI's taxonomy places the organism in Eukaryota, Fungi, Basidiomycota, Dacrymycetes, Dacrymycetales, Dacrymycetaceae. The record is from RefSeq and is a predicted model, not a curated record. The transcript is spliced from 6 exons. Bases 21 to 1217 code for a protein of 398 amino acids.
CCCUUUUCUACUUCGCGGUCAUGUCCCUCUUCUCGGCCACUGGACUCUUCAAAGAGGAGAAGGAGCAGGACGACAUAUCAACAGACCUCGACGAGAAAUGUGUCCCAUUCUCACUCGACGCUUGUCGAUUCUGUGCCGAACCAUGUGAUGAAGACCACCUGGAGUAUCCGGCAAAGCUCGACGUGGAUCAGACUCCUGGCAUGUUCGGGUCGGUCAAGCCCUAUGCACGCCAAAUUGUUAUCUCAACCGGCAAGACCGACUGGCCACGGGAGAUCACCGAGGAGGAGGACAGCCUCGCACAGCACGUCGCUCAGGUGAACGCAUGGCGGACGCUGGAGCGACAGGUCAAUGCUGCCUCUGAGGCAGCUCAUGGUGCUGAAAAGCAGCUGGUGAAUGGCUUGGCCAAGUUGUCGCUGGACGACGGUACAACGGCAGUUCCUACGCCAACAGACGCACAUCCGCCGAUCCUGGAGCCUUCUCCAGUCAACCACGAUGAACAUCCAAAGUGGGACGGGGUUUGGCAGUCGCAGGAUCCAUCCGCCUCUCGUCUAUCCAUCCUCAACGGCUCCCACACCGCUUCCGAGGAUGGGAUGGCUAACGUUCUCAUCUUCCCGGACUACAAAAUGGUUCGAGUGGAGGAAGGCCGGGAAGGCGCCGAGACACUAUGGGAGAAUGCAUUGAACCCGGACCUACGUCUGGCCGGUAAGGGCUCCGAGCACGAGAGCAAAUCAUACCUGUUGCCCUACUCUUGUGUGAUUCUUCUAUGCUCACAUAAGCGACGCGAUAACCGUUGUCACAUUGUCGCCCCCAAGCUCUUACAAGCUUUCACUUCUCAGCUUGAGUACGAGGGAUGGCAAGUGGAUCACAACAUCGAUGAGAACUAUGAUGACUGGGGUGAUUCGCUGGAGUCUAUCACGGGCCUCACUCAAGACGAACGUGAGAUGAUCGUCGAGAAGCGUCUGGCGGACCCCGAGCGUCGCGAGAAUAAACGCGUGCUCAUCCUUCGCAGCUCUCACGUCGGCGGGCAUAAGUAUGCUGGCAACGUCAUCCUCGCCUUCCCCACCCGUGCUAUGGUCUGGUACGGCCGUGUGACACCACAUGAAGUUGCAUCCAUCGUCAAGAACACAAUCACGGACGGCAAGGUGUUGCCGAAACUAAUGCGCGGCGGCAUGAACCUCUCCCGGAAGUGUGGAAAGCGUACAUUGCUGGAAUGGUAAAACGCCUUCUUGUUGAGUGAAGUAAUGAAGGCGGACUUGUUGGCUAGUUGGGGUAAUAUUUCGGCAUUGUAAAGUAGUAGAGGAUCUC